This is a messenger RNA of Macroventuria anomochaeta, 1756 nucleotides long. RefSeq names its product glycosyltransferase family 4 protein. Gene Ontology annotation, molecular function: GDP-Man:Man(3)GlcNAc(2)-PP-Dol alpha-1,2-mannosyltransferase activity. The transcript has 3 exons. NCBI's taxonomy places the organism in Eukaryota, Fungi, Ascomycota, Dothideomycetes, Pleosporales, Didymellaceae. The record is from RefSeq and is a predicted model, not a curated record. The coding region runs from base 43 to 1671 and encodes 542 amino acids. Gene Ontology annotation, biological process: protein N-linked glycosylation. Gene Ontology annotation, cellular component: endoplasmic reticulum membrane.
CCUCAUUCCUGCACUGCGAUACCCGAGCCUGAGCUGCCCACCAUGGCUCUUGUCUCCAUUGUGCUCUCGCUGCUGCUUGCUGUCUUCGUUUCUUUUCUAUGCUUUCCUGCAGUCGUGCGCUUCCUCGGUGAGCAAGUGGGUCACUAUCUGCGCCGGUCGUCGCGUACCAGACGAGAGUUGCUGCUGGCCAGGGUUGCGACCGAGGCCAAAAACCACGAAGCCGAGCGCAUCGAGGUUGAGGACUAUGACUGGGAGGAAAUUGCAUCUGCGGCUAUAGAUGGUAGAGUAGGCAACAAGGAAGACAAGCAGUGGGAGGGCAUCGUCGGCUUCUUCCACCCGUUCUGUAACGCUGGUGGCGGCGGCGAGCGAGUCCUCUGGGCAGCUAUCCGUGCGACACAGAAGCGCUGGCCAAAAGCUGUCUGCGUCGUCUACACCGGCGAUCACGAUGUUGACAAGACCGCAAUCCUCAAGCGUGUCAAGGACCGCUUCAACAUCCACCUCCAUCCGCCAACGGUCCACUUCCUCUACCUCACAACGCGCCACUGGGUCCUAGCGAGCACAUGGCCGCGCUUCACACUGCUGGGCCAGUCGCUCGGGUCGUUGGUACUGGCCUACGACGCAUUCGCCUUGCUCGUCCCAGACAUCUUCGUCGACACCAUGGGCUAUGCUUUCGCUCUUGCUCUCUCAUCGCUCUUCUUCCCGAACGUGCCAACCGGCGCUUACGUCCACUACCCUACCAUUUCCACCGAUAUGCUGGACUCUCUGCAGGCUGGAGGUCAAGGUAUCAACGCUGGUGCUGGCAAGGGUUACCGAGGCGCUGCUAAGCAAAAGUAUUGGCAGCUAUUCGCACGAACCUACAGCAGGGUGGGCAGCGCCAUCGAUGUUGUGAUGACCAACUCGACCUGGACACAAGCACAUGUCAGCUCCCUCUGGGGACCCUCCCGCAACAAGCGCAACAACACCACCGAAAACGACAUCGACGUUGUCUUCCCACCCGUAGCAGUUGAAGAAGUCACCCAAGCAGUCGAGGUAUCCCUAGCCAGCGAGAAGAAACGCGGCCCAUACAUCCUCUACAUCGCCCAGUUUCGACCGGAGAAGAACCACCAGCUGAUCCUCGAAGCGUUCGCGAAGUUCCUGCGCUCAGACCCCAAACUCCCAGCAUACCCUAACGAAAAACCCCAGCUCAUCCUCAUCGGCUCAGUACGCGACUCCCUCGACGAAAAGAGCGUAUACAAGCUGCGAUUACUAGCUCACGAACUCCAUAUGAAGGAGAACGUCGAAUUCCUUUGUGACGCCCCGUGGCCUCAAAUGCUGGAAUGGAUGGGCAGAGCCAGCGUGGGUGUGAACGGCAUGUGGAACGAGCACUUUGGUAUCGGCGUUGUCGAGUAUCAGGCUGCAGGGUUGAUCUCGGUCGUGAACAACUCUGGCGGCCCGAAACUCGAUAUCGUUGUUGAUGUGGAUGGGAAGCCUACUGGUUUCCAUGCGACCACAGCAGAGGAGUACGCCGAGGGUUUUGGUAAGGCGCUGACGUUGAGCUUGGAGGAGACGUUGGCCAUGAGACAGAGGGCGAGGAAGUCUGCGGAGCGCUUCACGGAUCGAGGGUUUGCGGAGAAGUGGCUGAGGAAUAUGGACAAGCUUGUGAAGCUGCAGGUUGAACGCACGAGAAAGUAAAGUGCAUGCCGAGAGGGCAGCAAGAUGCUGGAGUUUGACGGGGUGUUUUUCUAGACUACUUGAUACCAUUAGCAUUGGGCGGAGU